UAGAUGUCAGGUCCAGGUUCAAUAGUAUUGGCGCCAAAACCACAAUAAACGAAAAAUUCCCUCCACAAGGAAAACCCAACUAUCGCUUUUUCUCCUGGUUUUCUACCAUCAUCAGGUCCGUCGCAGAUAUGGGCGAAGAUAGCAAGUACUGGUUGCUGAAGACGGAACCGGGAGAGUGGUCAUGGGAGGAUCAAGCGGCAAGCGGAGGGUUCUCGCAGUGGGACGGAGUCAAGAACAAGCAGGCCCAGAAAUACAUGAAGUCCAUGAGAAUCGGUGACCUCUGCUUCUUCUAUCACUCCGGUGCCAAAGCUCGUAAAAUCGUGGGUGUGGUAACCGUUACCAAGGAAUGGUAUACGACCCACGACAAGAAUGGAGAGGGCGCUGUUGACGUUCGAGCCGUUGGAGAGAUGAGGAGACCCGUUAAUCUUAAGGAUAUCAAAGGAGAUGACGGGUUGAAGGGCUUUGCAUUAUUCAAGCAACCGCGGUUGUCGGUCGUCCCCGUUCCCAAGGACGUCUGGAACCGACUUUGUGAGAUCGGAGGAGGCUUUGAGGAAAAAUCAGAACAAAGUGACGAAGAUUAGAAGAGGAUGAGCCAAUAACUUUAAAUUGCGUGAUAGAUGUUUGUGGUAAUGCCCUCUCGGUUUUCUUUCUUGGUUUUAGGCUUUUAGCGUUCUUGUGUCUACCCCCUUGCCGUGUACAGAAUUAUGAGAUGGUAAUAUAUGGUGUAAUGGUGUAUCUAGAUGAAACCCUUUUGUUUGUUCCCCCGCUGUUAAGCCUGGUUUACGCUAUAUUAGCUACAUCCCCUUAAAGAUGAUAUGAAACCAUAUAUUAUUUUGUCUUUCUUUUGUAUCCUAAUGAGCAUAUUGAUCAGUCGAA
Nelumbo nucifera (sacred lotus) is the source of this 876-nucleotide messenger RNA. RefSeq names its product thymocyte nuclear-like protein. Gene Ontology annotation, cellular component: nucleus. The record is from RefSeq and is a predicted model, not a curated record. Lineage: Eukaryota; Viridiplantae; Streptophyta; Magnoliopsida; Proteales; Nelumbonaceae.